UCUUAUCAAGAAUCAGACAUCUUGGAAGUGCAUCCCAUAGUUGAGUUUCAGUGGAUUGAUAUUGAGAACUUGACAGAAUUCAGAGCCUGUAGAAACUCCAUUCAAGGUGCCUUGCUGAUUGUUGAUGAAAGAGGUACAAAGAGUUGUAAAAAUACACAUAUUGGUUGCAAUACAACAGAACAUGCUAGAAUCCCAAUAGAUGUUAUUCACGAUAUACCGACCGCAAUUACUUGCACUGGCAAAUGUUAGGACUUGUUUGCCCCUGAAAUAUCAUGUGAUAUCACUUUUAUACCAUCAAUCCUAAAGCACAUGCAAAGAUGGUGGGUACUGUGAAUAAGCUCUAUUUAAAACUAAACAGAGUACAUACAGGAAUAAAAAGAUCCUUUUGUUUCUAUUAUGAUGAUUCAUUCCACAAGACAGAGUAUUACAAGAUUGCUGUUUAUUACAUGUAGUUUCAGCAUAAUGUUGCUAGCCUGAAAUAUUCAUCUGUUACAAGCAAUAAUUAUUAAAACAUGUUUCCUUUGACAACUAUAUACCCGACAAAUUGUUUAUUGAAAGUGCAGCAAACUCAACUGGAUUCACCCAGUUAGUGUUAGUAUUCCUGGUUAAGUUUGUUCCACUGUAAAAUGCACUUGUAAACAAAAUAAACAGUUUAAUUACCAGCAUGAAAUUCAGUAUAUAUUUGUAUGUUUUACAAUGGUUUUGGAGCAGUAAAAUUACUGUUACUUAUGCUUUCUUUAUGUACAUGUACAUGUAGGCAAUAGAUGAGGCAGACAUCCAGUAUGCAUGGUACACUUUACACCAUAAAUGUAUUUUUGGACAGUGGUUUUGGUUUUAAAAAGUUGUUCAUUUAUUGCUAUUAUUUCUACAACAUUUUAGGAUUUGUUUGUAAUCGGAAGGAUCUGUCUGCCAGUGGAUGCUGUCACAGUGGGGGGGAGAGUACUCGUCGCUAUGAGUGCACAGACUGCCAGAGUAACAACUGCUGUAGUAUCUAUGAACACUGUGUAUCUUGCUGUUUGAGCCCUGCUAACGUAAGUUCAAAAAAAUAAUUCACUGAAUACAUACAUGCAAAUAAAGGGUGCAUUCCUUUGGGAUGAUCCAGAUCAGGAUCAGUGAUCUGAGAUCACUCGGAUCAUGGUAGAUCAAAUGAACCGAUGAAUCCACUCUGGACAAGGAUUCAUCAGUUCAUUUGAUCUACCAUGAUCCAAGUUAUCUCAGAACACUGAUACUGAUGGGGAACAUCUCAAAGGAACGGACCCAAAGACAAGCAUAACAGUUUUACAUGCAAUUUAUUUUUCACAAGGAAAUGAUAUAUUACUUGACCUUUCAUCUCUAUUUUUCUACAGAAAAACUUACUGGAACAGAUUUUAAAGCUUGGCUCUUCAGUGCCCAAUAUAAUAUCAAAGUCAGUCAAAGAUCAAUUUGAGCUGUGCCUUGUCAAAUGUCGAACGUCAUCCAAGGUAACCAAACUAAUUUACAUCUAUAAAUUACAUGAUUAUUUACACUGCAUCUACAUGUAGUCACAUCUUAAGCCUCUAUACAUUGUGUAUAAUAUAUUUUGCUGACACAUGUGACAUGAUAAACACAAAAAGGCUCCUUAAGAAAAAUGCAGGCGAAGCAAUCAGCGCUAUUACAAUAAAAAACUUCAAUAAUUAUUGUUUACAGUAAGUUACAUGUAAUCAAUGGUCUGCGCAAAAUCGCAUUAUUGUAUCAUUAUUACAAACACUUAUACUCAUUCUUUUAUAUUUCCACAGAGUGUUUGGCAUGAGAAUUCAUACAAAGAUAGAAGAUUCAAACAUUGCUUUGGCUUAAGUGGACCAGACUUUGCUGCUGCUUAGCUCCGAAAUCCAAAAUUAAUUAUUAUUAUAAAUUGCAAAAAAAAAUCAUUUCUAACAAUUUUAUUUUUUCAAAGUAUGAUGCAAGGAGUUGAAAGUCAAUACUAAGAUACUUAAAAGUUGUAAAUACUUUUAAACCAUUUUUUAAAACAGAACCAUUCAUUUGCAUCAAAAUAGGUUAUCAAAUUAUGAUAAUCAGCAAGUUAUUAACAUUCAUUUUUUAAACUUGAUUAAACAUUGGGUAGAAAGAUUUCUAUCUUAUUAGGAUAUUUUGGACUGACUUGCUUAAAUUGAUUUAAAAGUUUAUCAGUUAAUCAGAGAAUAAUAUUGUUGUACCUUGCCAUUCUAGUUUUAUGAAUGCAUUGUUCUCUAUUUAUACUUUAAGCAUUAAAUAAUUCUUUUCUUUUUCAUUAAGUGCAGAGCUCUUUCCUCUUGCAAUGAACAUAACGUUUUAGUACAUAAAUAUUCAUGCCGCAUAGUACAUGUACAAUAAUGUUUUUCUAGUAAACAGUAAGUAUACUUUAAUUUCAAAUUUUAAUUAAGCCUUGCCAGAUAUAACAGUAAGUGUUUAUUUUGUAAAAAGUGAUUUGAUGUUAUUUAAAUUAUUUCAAAUAGUUGUUAAAUUUUAAUAAUUUAUUAAAGGUUUGGCCUCUUUUUUUUAUAAACUUUCAAAACUUCUUUGUUAGUCCAGUUUGCAUGGUUAUUAUUGAAGUGUUAUUUCUGUAAAUAAAUUUAACUGCUGACAAUGAGUAAAAAUGAACAAAGUGCAUACAAGUUGGAGUGGAUGGAUUCCUGCCUUCAUGAAACACUUUUACCAGGCUCACCAUGGCACAAGGUACAUUAACAAUCAUGUAGUCAUGUAAAGUUUGUCAUGAAAGAGAGUUUUGUUUAUUGUUUGUGUCAUGAUUGUCUUAUAUAAGACUAGUAAAGUUUGUAGUUGAAGACUGAUCCUCCAGGUAUACACUGUACAACUGUACAUGUAGGUGCAGUCCUGAAUAAGACUGUUGGUGGCAGGAACUGUCACCAACAGACAUAAUCAUUUCAUUCAAGAUUAUACUCCUGUCAAUGAUCAUUUUCAGCCUGCUUUGAUGACUCCUGGGAAGUGACUUUAAGCUCUCCUUUCCCAUCAAUCCAUUCAGUCCUGGAAAUUUUGGCGCAGACACUGUUUUCCAGCCAUUUUUUGGUCAUUACCUGGCCAAAAAGGACCAACCCAAAAUUGGGUUUCCAACUUAAAUAGUAUGCUGGGUUCUUGUUCCUAAUGCUAAACCAAAUUUCAGGCAUGCAUGGAAGGAAAGUUUUGAAAUAUUUUGGGGGGUAAUUAGAAGUGACACUGCCAGCUCAUCAUUUUUAGUCUUUUGCUGACUAUUACAUUAAUACAUGUAUUUACUACAUGUAGGCUUCAUUUCAGUGGAAAAAAGAUUCCACAUAACUCCGGAAUCAUAAAAUUAUUUUGAAGGAAAUAUGGAUGGGUGUAAAACUAUUUUUUGGUCAACUUUCCAUUGACUUUUUUCAUUUUCUCUCUGGCCCCCUUGACUGAAUCAUGUUCAUUUGGGACUGAUUAGAAAAUCUUGUCGGUCGCAGAAAUUAUGCAGAAACAUUAUCUAGUGACCUUUUAAACUGAUGAUGUGAUUACUUGAGCAGUAUAAGAGAUAUUGAGUAGUUGAGUAGUCUGUUUGACAGUAGGGAGUUUAAGCAAUGACAAUGGCGACGUCAAUGAGAACAGCAAAAAAGCAAUAAUGGUUUAGAUUGGGAAAACAAUAACUUUGAAUGUGCAUCAUGCCUUUUUGUACAUUUUUUUUUCCGUCACUGCACGACUAUGACGUGAAAAUGCCUAUAAUCACGUUUUGUGGAGGACGUGAAUGCAAGACCACAACUUUCUUUUUCUUUUCCUGAACUUCAACACAGUCUUUUAGAAUUCAACUCCACAAAAAAUUGUCAACACUUGAUGAACUGAACAAGAUUGAAUAGGCGCAAUAAAAUUUGAAGCAGCGCAACUUCACUUUUAGAGUGACAUUUUUGUAGCCGUCGCCGUUGUUGUUGCUUAAGCUCCUUAGUUUACACAUGAAGACUGCAUACUUAAGUUAUCUCUAUUGACAAAAUAAGGUAUCUAGUGUGUGCACAGUUUGUAUUGUUUAUAGGGAGUUUAAGAUAUCAUGGUGGUGACAGCAGUGAAAACAUCACUUCAAAGUGAAUCUGCGUUUGAUCUAUCUCCAUCAUGAUUAUUCCAAAUUUCUCACCGUGCCAAAUGCAACCGAACUCUUCUGGAGUUGAAUUUCAAAGCACCAUAUCCAAGUUUAAUUGUACCUGGUCGUGGCUGACCCCAGCAAAUUUUAUGUUUUUGACUUUUGUCUUGUGGUGUGUUGAAAAUAAGAGGUUAUAUGAAGGAUAUGUAUUACAUUGCAGUUUACAUUGAAUUUCGUCAGGUCAAAAUAACUGAAAGCUUGAAAUAAGUUUGAUUUCUAUUUUCCUUUGUUAUUUACAACAGACAGAACACAUGUACAUUUUGACCUGAAAUUUACAACCUACUUGUACAACACUCUUAGAUCACCAUUUUUGAAUGGACUUGCAGAUUAGAGAAGCUAUUAACAACAGUCUCGCAACCAAAGUGAAAAGCUACUGCAAGAAUUCUCCAAGUGAAGCAAUCCAGCCUUUAUUGGAUCUACUGGGACAACAAUUUGUUGAGAAAUAUCUUUCUUACUACAAACAGGUGAAUUAUUAUAUGUUUUUCUCUCAUACUGUAGGUACAACUUUGUCCCUGUUAAAUGCUUUUGGGAGCAUGCAAUGCAUGUUUGUAAAUACAUGUAAAGGGAAAAGAAAAGCCAUAUUUUGCCACAAAAUUCAUUAUUUACCCCCUGCAGGGCAGUGUAUAUCCCUCUACCUCAUCACCAUCUGAAACCAGAAAAGAAGAAGCUCAGAAGUGGCUUAAAACAGCCAUUGAAGAAAGUGUAAGCAGGCUUGGUUUGCAGUGGAGAGAGGAUGAAGCAUCUCGGGACAUGUUGGAGUUUGUGGGAUUUGCACAGCACGCAGUGUACUGUGGCAUGGAGAGGGAACUAGCGACGGCUGAAAAGAGACACUCCCAAGGGCAAGCACAUGUAAGAAUUGCAGAUUUUUGUGAACAUGCAAUAUCAUUAUUGAAAACUGGAACUCCUUUACAAAGGAAACAUUAGCUACCUGCUUUUUUGCCUUAACUUCCACCAGCAAACAUUGAUUUUCCUUAAUUAUGGUUAUUAAGGCUUAUCUAUGGUUUCCUGCAUUUUGAUUGGCUCAGUGGAGCAGGGUUACUAACUGAUUACCAUGCCAUAAACCAAAAAGGGUGGACAAGCUCAACAAAGAGUAUACCAAAAACUUUGAGUUGAUAAUUAUUUUUAUUUUCUUGUAGAGGACAGAAUGGUGACCAAGGAAAAUAAUUUAUUUUUUUGGUAGCAAACUAUAAAGAAAUUGGAGUGUUACAGUUUAGAAAGUGCAAGACUGGGAAACAAAAAAUAUUUUGCCUGUUUUAAUUUAAUGAGGUACAUUGUACAGAAUGCCUUGUGGCGUUUCCAUUUCUCAAGAUGGAAAAACCACCAUUUCAACACUAGAAGAGACUAUAUACCCAAACUGUGCACUAUGGUUUUCUGCUAUUUAAAAGGACCUUAUCCCAUUUGCUACAGUGUAUUAGUCAUGUACAAUUUCAUAAUUUUUGUAAUCCAUGAGAUGUUCUUCUGAUUGCAGCUUUCAACCAGUAGGAGACGUGCUGGUCUUCUUUGUAACAGUCAUCAGAGUAAGACUCUUGGCAAAUCAGUGUCUGCCCUCCUGAAGAAUCACCCUUCCCAACUGAGCCGAGUAUGUGAGCAGCUGCAUGGACGGCAGCUGCCUAACUCUCUGAGACCUUUAAUCUGGUCCAUGCAGCUACAGAGGAAAGGUUUACCAAUAAGUGGAACACAGUCCAGUGAGGACCUGGAAGCACAGAUGGAAGAAAUUACCACACAGUUUAAAGUGACCCUCUCCUGGGGUUUAAAGGAACUUGGUGUGUCAAAUGUCAUGCAUUCUCCAAUAGCUGGUGUAAUCAGACAUGCUGUUACAGAAGCAUACAAGUACAGGCCUGGUCUUCAAAGUGAAGUGGUUUCAGAGACACACAUUAAACAAGCUGAAGAAGCACUGAAUGUACUGUACAUUUAUAACAGAAGUUAUGAACCACAGUAUGCCUUGUUGGUCUAUCCACUGGUUUUUGCUUUCCAAAAUGAAGAUCUGGAAUUCAAUUUGUGGUUUCCAGUGGAUAGAACUGAUAUGUCCUACAAGCUAGCAAUUUCCCUUCAACUGCUGCUCAAAAACUGUUUCCCUACUAGGUUGCAAAUUUUCAGCAUGGCUGACCAUGUCAUGCAGAGACUGCAUCAUGAAGAUGAACAGCUAUUUAAUCACCUUAUAAGUGAGUCCAGACAGAAUAUUUCGCCUAAUCCCCAAGAAUUCCUGGUAAAUUUUAUUCACACUGAGAAGGAACAAGCAAUGUUGGCAGAGAGGCAAGCUUCAGGAAGUUCUUUUAAAUCACUUCCUUCCGAUGCAAAGGAGCUUCUGUUCCAUCCAGUCAUGUUUAUAAGAAAGUGGAUAGGGGAGGUUGGUAACAUUUUGUAUAAUGCAAGCCAAAGCUGCACCUGAAUACAAUCAUUCAAGCAUGGCAUACUCAUUGUGUUUAAAUUUUAAGCUGACAAAAAACAGCCGACAUUCUGCAACACGACCAACAGUUUCCUCAUGAAAUUAUGUCUGAGGAACGAGCACUGACAUUCCAUACUAAUGAACUUUCACUACCCAGGUCUGGUUAGUGCUUGUGAUUAGUCAUGCCACUAGCAAAAAUUUGCUUCAACCAAUCAAAAGCACUUUGCAGUUCAGUGUGGUGGCACAUCAUAAGUAUGGAAUUUCUGCACUUGUUCCCCUGGUGUCAUUUCGCAGAAAACUGUUGGUCAUGUCACCAAAUGUCGGUUGUUUUCUCAGGCUAAUUUAAAUGUGACCAUGAAGCUAGUGUUUUCUGGCAAAGGACAACUUUUUGUACUUGAUUACCUCAUAAAUAAAUUCUACUUGUAUAAGGUAUCUUAGGUGUUGUUUGUGGAGUAUGUAUCACUUCUUUGCUCUAGGCUCCCACAUCUUACACUGUAGAUGCCUGUCGUACUUGAUUACAAAAUGCUUGUAAGUUAUUCUGGUAUUGUAGUACAUAUGUACACUAUAAUGGUGGGAGUUUUUGCAGGCAAGGGCUCUGGACCAUCUCAAAAGGAAAAGUAAUGUGAAUCUGUUGUGUAAAGUUGAAAAGGAAUGACUUGGUUUAAUUACAAUGUACCUUAUGGGUAUAAUUUUGUUGUUUCUCCAUUCUCUAAUUAUUUCCCUACAGGGAUUUGUAGGAACUCUAGGAGUCCAUGCUGUCAUGCUGGUGUGGGAUCAGUGCUUCAUGUCUAACUGGCAGCCCUCUGUGAUGGAGCACACUUGUCUUGUAUUACUACAACUCUUAAGAGGUGAUAUACUACAUGCUGAGGGCUAUUCAGGUAUCCGACGAGUGUUGUUGGAUAAACCAAGCGAGCUGUUUACUGUGGAUAUUCAACAGGGUCUGUCAUAUCUGAGUAAUGGAGGUGCUCUUUUGGAUGUUGGGUCCUUGAGACCGUGAGUAUGGAUGUAACUAUAUUGCUUUGUUUUGUAACGGAAAUGAAAAUUUUUCUUUUACUUCCGUUAAAUCGGUCAACUUUUGAAAAGAUUUUCUCUUAAAUGCGAAGGUAUAUUCAAAAGAGAAAACCAGAUAUGCAUAUUACAUCAUCUGAACUUACUGUAGAAAGAAUUUGAGGGCAAAAUAAAAUGUUGAAAAUUUGUCGUUGCAGAUACUUUAAAGAAAGUUAAAUAUUGUCACAGCAGUCUUUGGAUCAAUGAAAUAUUUUCUGCUUUUUUUAUCUCAGUUCUUUAAGUGACAGUAUAAGACCCAGUCCUUGAGCACCUGUCAGUCUUUUAGGGCGUAGCUGAAGGAGGAACUCUGAACAAUUUUCUGGAUGAAAACGUUCAGGAAUGAGGAAAGUCGAAAACCUGACUGACUAUCUGUGCAUAGUAAAGAUGUCAAAGCCAAAAACCCUUCCGAACACUCUAAAAAUAUAUAUAUUGUUGUAUUAGCAAAGAAAGAGUUACCUUAUCCUGUCAUAAUGAUAUUCAAAGUAUGCUAGAUUGGGAUUCUUGUUUUUUAUUUCCUUUCAGUCCUACACAGCUUCCCUCGUUAUCAGAACAUGAAGGAGUUAUACCAAGUCCGGCACCCUCUGUACCAGACUCUCAUCAUUCAGUAGUGUCAAGGCCCGCCAGUAGAAGGACUGCUGCUCUUAGCACCCCAAUGCAGACUGAUCCUGAAGAGUUGUGGGUAGAGAGAAUUGAGAACUCACCUGCCAUAGAAGCAACGACCAAUCGUGAGCCAUUUGAUGUGUACAUAGAUGAAGUCCGGUUUAUACCUGAUGCUGCCACUGUUAUCAAGGUGCGUAGGAAAACUCUUUUUUUACUGUCGUUCAAUAGGCCCUCUCAAUUUUUUUCAACUUUUUUUAAGGAGCAAUAAGCGAACAUUCAUCAUCUAUCGACACCGCUAGAAAGACGGCCUUAAAAUAAAGUAACUUACCAAGUUUAAAGGAGAUACGUCUAAAGAGAGCGAAGAUAUACAUGCAGCUCUGCAAAGUUGCAAAAUUUUGCAGACAUUUGUAUGGUGAGGGGCACGAACCCCACCAUACAGACGACUGUAAAAUUUCUCGACAUUGCAGAGCUACAUCUUCGUUAAUUUACAACAAAUCACUUUAAACUUGGAAACUUAACUGAAUUUAACGCGUUCUUUCCAGCCGUGUUGACGGAUUUUCGCAAACUAGUCCUAGUCGAAAGUUGAAAAACCGUGAAAGGGUCUACAGGUCUUGAACCAGCGUGAAAUUAAUUCAAAAUUUACUAGUUAACUCAUGUGAAGUUAGGAAUAAAGCCUGUGAUACCUUAAACAGUCUCUGUCUCCGCUAAUGGGUUUUGUUUCCCUGAACCUUAACAUCAGGUUACUGGUCGAAUCUUAGGACCUUUUUGGAAGAAACCUUCCACACUGGACGUUCCUGAUAUUGAGGCCUUUCCUCUAUUGGAGUCCUGGGCACGAUGUCCUAAGUUUCAAUUUAGGUACAGUGUCAAUGUACCUCCAGAAGGCAUCACUGGGGAGGCUGUGCUGUUACUGAGAAUCUACACCUUAGAUGUUAAUACUGGAGAACUUCUUGUUGUCGGUAACAGUGUUAUCAGGCUCUUCAAAGAAAAUGAGAAUGACGAGGUACGUGCUUGAUUAAGAUGUACUUUGCUUUCGUCAUGGGGCUUACGUGUACUUCACCAGCAAAGGCUUGUUUCCAUACAGUUGUCAUGAUUGCUACGUUCGCCAUGUUGGUUACCGGUCAUUUCGAUACAAGGUGAUUCAGUUUAGCUGUGAAUAGUAUCACGUACUUGGCUUAAAGAGCGAGGAAUAUUCCUUGUUCCCUAUAGAAGUAAUUGAGCCAUCCUAACGACUUCGAUUCUCGGCUAGUUUUGCUAUAAAGGUUGAUUUCCACUGUUGCGUAAUUUUAACGUGCGAACGUGCGUACGUGCGUAAAUUUUACGCGCGUAAAUAAAAUAGAGGCAAUAUUGUAUGGAAGGUCACACGUAAACGUACAACUUUUGCGUUUAUGCGCAGCAGGGGCGGAUCCAGGAUUUUUUUUAGGAGGGGGUGCACUCGUCUCUUGCUUUUUUUUGGUGCAGAAAACCAGUUGUAUUAGAAAACCGCAGGUCAUCUCAGGGGGGGGGGCGCACCCCCUUGCACCCUCCCCCUAGAUCCGCCCCUGCGCAGCCUGUCAUACAUCACCUCUAUGUUAUUUACGCGUGUACGGACGUGAAAAUUACGCGACAGUGGAAAUCCACCCUUAAGGACCUUAAGAAAAGGCGUUUUGAGUGACGAACAAUACCCGAAAUUCGACGAAAUGGCUAUUAUGACUCUUGAUAGUUAAAGACGAAAAAUCCAUGGUGCUGUUCCUGUACAGAACAACUUUAAAGUUUUUCUUUUUCUUUCCUUAGUGGCGUUUAAAUGCUGGAGGACAUCAGCUACCAAUGAAGCAUCUUCUUCCAUCCACUGUCGCUAAAUUAACAGAACAAGCUUUUGAUGGUAUAACAAAAGUACCAGUCUGUUCGAUUCUCAUCAGGUUUUUGCCACACUCAGAGGUUUGUGCCGUUUCUUCAGUUAAGCAUAACUUGAAACCUAUCUUCCUCAGUUGUUUUUCCAGUUGUCAUUAUUGUUGUCAUUAAUGAUUUUUCGUCUGCCAUGUCUACUCCAUCUUUUCCAUCGUUAAAUAACUGGGCCUUUAAAUGACUUCCUUUUGAAUAUGACCAAAAUAUUUAUUUUCUCUCCUUUUUUCUUCCUUAUUUUGGACUCAUAUGGCUAGCGCGAUAACCAGUGUAGUUUAAGUGGCGUUUUUUAGACCACGUAGACUCGGGUCCCGGCCGGACCUAUUUUUGAACGGACGAAUUACCUGUGAAGCCCGUUUACACAGAACCGUGCAAAUUUUUGUAACUGAUUGCAAUGCUGUUUACCGUUCAAAAACUUACACGGUUCUGCGGAUCCAGUGUAAACGAUAGGCGGAUCCGUGCAAGUUGUUGUCCGUUGCGCCAAAAAUUUGUCCGGACCCGUGUAAACGGGGUCUUAAGGUGAUGUUACACGAGACGAUUCGCAACGACGAUUUUUAGCGCAGCGCAGCGUUGCAGCAUUGUUGCGACAUUGUUUUGAAUAGUUACAACAUUGUUCCAACAUUGCAACGCUGUGUUGCGCUAAAAACGCACGAAUCGCCCCGUGUAACAUCACCUUUACUCACAGCUGAUGUUGUCGUUCAGUACGUCGUUUUUUUUAAAAUUUAACGGAACUCUAGAAUUGGUAAUCCUUGUACAAAACAUUUUAAUUGAUCAUUGUCUGCUUAUUAUUUUGUUUUCAAGGAAUACGUUGAAUCCCCAGGUUACUCUAGUGGAUAUUAUUUUAGUGAACAAUGUAAACCGACUGAUUCUGAAUGGCGCAUAUUCAGAAGAUUCAAGAACCACCAUGUUUAUCCACCUACAGUAAGAGAGGCUCUGCGAGACAUCAAAGAAGGAGAAGCUGAACAAGAGGAAGGUACAAACGGUUAGUAUGAUGUAUUUGCGUGCUGAACGUAGCAAAAUUUUUCAGUUCAUUGCAUUUUGGAAAAAAGCGUUGGUGCAAGUCCCCUUCAUCAGGACUUAGGGCCACAGAAAUGGCUCUGGUUUCAGAGUUAAUUUUAUUUGUUAUUGUUUUGGAAUAUGGUCGGUCGAAGGCGCCCUUCUUUGGGAGGGCAUGUUUAUUUCCUAUCUUUAUAAAAAUACAUGUACACCCAAAAGACACCAUAAAUAUAUCAUUUUGGGAAGUGCAUGAGAAACCAUCAGCUUGUCAUUGCUGCCCCGUCGUAAACAAAACACAGUCGUUGUUGCUUCUUACAAGUUCGCGUUUAAAUUUACUGGACUAAUUGUCAGUUUCGACAUUUAAAAACUAAAAACGUGUAUCUUUUGUCGCAUUUCAAUCGAAGCAGUAAAGAUUACAAGUACAUGCUUUAUAUAAUUUUGUCUUUGAUAAUAUGGUUUGUUUCUCCAGGAUUUGACUUUACAAAUGAUCAAGCUGUCACCGCUUGGUAUCAGCGGAGAACAAGCAAGCACUUGUUAAUGAGACAGCCCGCCAAACCAAUGGAUCUGGUGAAAGUUGUGCAGUAUGACCAAAAACAAGCAAGUGUAUACUUUUAUUGAAAGAAUGAGUUGAGAGAAUUUGAGAAAAGAUCAAAGCAUUUUCCCCUUCGGUGAUCAUUUAAUUAAUUCUCAUAACCUAAUCUCUUGACAUUGUAUGGAUAUCAUUAGGAGAAAAUUGAUGUUGGUCACUAUUGGAACUUAAAGGGUUAAUAUGUAUAUGCAGGCAAGCCUUAAGGUGGAGUUACUGUUCAUGCAGAAAUGGCAUAAGAAAAUAAUCAAACGUAACAAUAGACUCGAUGGAGUAAAAUUCUUUCUUGGCUCCCAGGCUUAAGGAAUGAAACAAAAGUAAUGUAUUACUUGUCCUUGAAACUCCAGGUGAUUUCUUUUGUUUUGACCCCCCAAGCCUCGAAGCCGAGUGUGAAUCUAAAUAUAUCGAAAUCUUGUCGUAUGGUAUGAGUUAACAAACAAAGACGCAAGAUCGUGGCGGUUUUUAGUGCAGUGAAUUUUGCCACCUUGGGUUCCUUGUGCUGCCGUUUGCUGUUAUCAUAACUGGGGCCGCCCUCCGUUAUGGUUGGCUUACUGUGUUUUCUUAGUUAUGUGUUGUUAUGUGCACAGACUUUUCGCUAUUUAGAAGAUAAACGAGACAUGAUAAAUUCGUAGUUUUCGGGGAAUAGUUGCUUUGUUUUUGUUUCUAAGUGGGUUUAGAAUUUGAGGAAAUAAUUUCUUUACAGGUAGAUUUUGUUAGUAGGUCUUGUAUAAAUGAGUCGGUAACCCUCACCCAAAAAGCUCACUGUUAAAAAGACUUUUAUUUACCCAAAAAUAUUCCGAUUCCUUCCAGAAUAAGGUACAAUGAUGACCUGUAAUGGUCGAGUAAACAAACAAUAUGCUUUAAACGGACCGCCCUGUUUCCAUAUGGGAGCAUAUGAUGGGACUAUUAAAGCAAAUAUUGCUUUUUCUUUCUUUCCAACGUCUUCACUAAAGGGUCUGGCGUUAACGGUAGAGCAAGCAUUUGGCCUUCCUGGAAACAGAUCGUUUGUAAAUGUACUGGUUUUCGUGUCUCCUGGACAAGAUGUGCAAAGAACAGAAGUAACAGAAGAGGGACACGGUGGAGAAGAGAAGGCACUCAUAAAGACACGUGACUUCAACAGUUACCAGAAAUCCCCCAAGUGGAUAGACUCACCGACUGUAAGUAAUAGAAAAAACCUGCUGUAUUUUCCUGUCUGUAGUUAUCAGACGGAAGAUUUAGUGAACUACAAGCUGUUCACUCCUCGAGUUAAUAGAGACCUUUAGAUUCUAAGACGAGAACGACUACGAGUACGAGAUUUUCUCAGUACUACGUAGUGCGCGCGCGUGAACCAACGUCAUUUUGGCGGGAAAACUUGAUAGCUGUCGUCAUUCUACUUCGGCUUUUAUCGAGAAUGUCGUGGUGACAGAAACAAGUUUUCAAAUAUUAGAAGUUUUAUCAUUUUGCGAUCCGGAGAGGGCUUAACUUCCUUCAAUAAAAAUAACAGUGCUAAUUUUUCUGGUGAUUCAAAAGUACAGUGAAGCGUCCCGGGGUGUAUAUUUUUUUAAAGAAUACGCCAAAAAACUUUCAGUCAAAUCUCGUACUCGGAGUCGUUCUCGUCCUCGAAUCUAGAGGUCUCAAGUAACUCAUUUUAUACUACUGCCCACUUUUGCUACGUGUUGCAUGUACUAAUGUAUCAAUCAGUUAAUGAAUUCUCUCAAGGUAAACAGUUUGUUUUGUUUCCCAAGAAUCUUAAGACACGGUAAAACGGGCAACAUAAACGUGCAACUUAUCUUGCAACAUUAGGCUGAUUUAGCAACAGAACGGGAAACUCAGUUGGCGACGGGAAAGCGCGCUGAAAGGAUUAUACGCGACUUCCGGUCCCCAAUUUGCCGCUCUGCCAUUGGUCAAGCCAGUUUCUUGAUUUGCGCGCGCCGUCGUUAACUGGCGUUCCCGUUCUGUUGCUAAAUCGGCCUAUUGCUGCAACAGGAGUUGAAAAGUGAUGUUGCGCGUUUUACCAUCCACGUUCACACCUGAAAAUCGAGUUGUUGCAGGUUGCGAAAAGAUGGUGCAGAAAGUAGCGAGUAGUUCUACUUUUUUGCAACAAAAUCUGUACAUGUUGCGCGUUUUACCAGCUCAAGACAAACUUCGGUUUUGGAGCAAGUGACAUAACUUCCGUCUAUGGCGUGACUCCCGCGUAAUCUCGUCCAAUCAGAAGUCAGUAUUCACGCAAUUUGCAACAACCUGACUUGUUGCAAAACAGGUUUGAACGUGGUUGGUAAAACCGGUAACAUCGCUUUUCAACUCGUUUUGCAGCAAUGUUCCGAAACAAGUUGCACGUUCAUGUUUGUGUUGCCCGUUUUACAGAAGCUUUACUCACCUGAGAUUUGAGGGAAAGAUUUCAGAGGGGUCAGUCAUUGACUGAGUUUAUAUAGCCCACGAAGAACAACUUGUCCGCGUACAAAUUUGUGAAAGUAAAUCUCGGCGAGGGGUCAAUAUUCGCGGGCAACAGUGCACUGUUAUCCUCUGACGUCAUAGAUUUUGCAAUGUUGUUGACUUUUGGCGGAAAACAGUUUAAUUGUUUGAUGUCAUGUGACCUCGAAGUAUUCAAUGAGAGCGCGCGCUAUCGGGGAAUUAAGUCCAGUUAAAUUUUUUAACAAAGCAGAAAAUUGCAUCGUUGUUUUUACGAACCAUUUUACGCCACGUACACACCGUCCUCUGACUUAUGUUCACAUAGUAAACUUAGUAAUUUGAUUGUUUAUUUUCUCCAUGGUAGGUGUUUCACCCUCACAUAUCAGACCUGACCACCCUUGUAAUCAGGCUGUGCUCACUUGACGCUCAAUACACACCGCGUGCUGACAGAGCCGCACCAGGCUCAGUCACGGCUACUAGAGGCAAAGUUAUGUCUGUAGUACCCUUUGGAUGGACUGUGCUUCAACUCUUUUCAAAGUAAGACACAAAGUAGAUGUGAAUUAUUCUUUAAGUGUCUUUCCAAGCAGUCGUCCAGACCUUAUACGUUUCAAAACUCUUUUGCUUCCAAAUAUGAAGCUUAAAUUAAUUCUUAACUGCCCUUUAAUUGGGCAGGUGUAGACGCUUUUUUUUUUUUAAACUUUCUUGGUUAUGGUCAACCCGAAGCCUUUCCCAGCGAGAUUCAUUUCAAACAAACUUUAUUUAUGAACAUGACUUAUACCAUUGAGAUGAGCCCUUUUAAAUCGGAUUGAUGGAUAUUUUUAGUUUGGUUUGGUUGGUUUAAGCCCAGAAAAAAGCGGUUGAUUUAUAAGGGUCGUGUACGUAACUCUAAGUGCUGUCGCAAAUCAAGGGUUUCCACAAAUCAACCAUCACGUAUGUAGCUGCUUGAUGUGAGCGAUUUUGUUUUUUUUUUUAAGUGCUUGGAAUUUGUAUGCAACACCCAAGUUUCACCUUUUGUACCAAAAAUUUAACAAGUGAAACUGUUCUAUUAGCAGUUAUAGCGUUGUAAUAAGAUUAUGGUCAUUUUUCCAGAGAAAAACCUAUCAGGAUUUCAAAUUCAUUUUCUAUGUUCCGCGCUUUUGAUAAUGAUUAUUGCAUCUUGUCUGACAGUCUCACUUUUCAAUUUACUGAUUAGAUUUCCUACCGACUUUCCUCAAGCCCGUCUUUGUGUAUGAACUGAAAAUUAGUGUAUUGUAUUUCUUUUCUCAUUCGUUAAACAAGGGAGUAUGUGAAUGCAGGAGUUCAUUAUCUACCAAUCUUUGAAGGAUCUCCAAGUCCUGUAAGUUACUUAAAGUUUAUCAAUUAAUUUGUGAACGAAAUCUUCACUGGACCGGUGUGUCUGAUUUGCCUUGGGCGCUUUGUACCCUGCGUAUUAGGCGUUCCUUGGGCGUUCCUUGGGGAUAAGAAGAGAGAAGCGAAAAAGCAAAGGGAGAAAAACCUUCUUCUCUCUUCCCCCCCCUGACUCUAAGACCUCCUCUCCCCUAACCCCUAAGGAAGGCCUGUUUUUCAGGAAAGACGCUUUGUGCUGGAUUUCGCUUAUAGUAGCUUAUAGUCCUCGGAAUGGUUCGUUGGAUUGUCAGUCAUUGCAGAAUUGUCGUUUGUGGUGCUGCCCUAACACCGUUCUAUGUGUCCGUUAUCGCAAGCUGUAAUCUACCGUGGCUCAUAGGAACAAAACACUUCCCAGAAUCCAAAACACGUUCCAGAAUCCAAAAGUGUUUUGGAUUGUGUCAAGUACUUUGGAUUCUUGGAUGUGUUUUUGGUUUUUGGGUCGUGUUUUGGAUUCUUGGAAGUGUUUUUGGAUUCUGGUUGUGGGAAGUGUUUUUUCCCUGCAAGCCACCGUAGUAUUCCCGAAAGGCCCUGCAGUCUUAACUUUUGUAAUACCUUUCAACUCAACUCUGACUUGCUACUGACAUGCAGCUCUUUGACUUUUCAGACUUUCUUGGAGUUUUUAUCCAGUCACACAGUGGAUGUAAGUUUGAAAGAAGCAGUCAAUCAACGCAUACACACUCUGCUAGUAAGUUUGUGAAUUAAAUGAGAAACAACUUCUUAAAUCGAGAAUUGGAGUUGAAUAUAUUAGAAUUGAGGUUUUCUUUAGACAGAGUAUUUAAAGAGAGUCUCCUUUACCCCCCCCCCCCCCCCCGGGGGGGGGGCACUUAAGUGCAAUUUGGGUGUAGGUGUGCCGCCAAGGUCUUCAAACCUUGACCCCGUUUAAGACAAAAUCCCCUCAUUUUGAUACCCGGUUUAAGACAAGAGACUUUUUUCAUACCCUGUCUAAGACUGUUUCUUAGAUUACUGACAGAAUAAAAUAAGGUUAUUUAAAAAAAUUCCCUUAUCACAAACAUAGACUGCACACCGCCAAAACUCACACAAGGCUUCCGGUCCAAAAAGACACCCUGUAAGACUCAAGAGCCUGAAAACCAUACCCUGUUCAGCGGCACAUACCCAUAUAGGCCAAAUAAGGGAGUGUCCCCCCGGGCUUUACCUAUAACAACGAAAAAAGUUUAUUUCCCCCUGCCCUCUACCACCUGCCCCCAGCCUGCACACACACACACUCUGCUUGUAAGAUUGUUUAUUGAAUAAGAAACAACUGCUAUCAUCAGGAAUCUUCGCUCUGAGCAGCAAAGUGAGUUGUGCUCGGGAGCCGGAACAAGGCAUUGAGGACAAGUGUUGUUACCUUUUCCUUGACGAUACGAAAUUCGCCACUUUAGAAAGGAGAGGUGAACUAGAGCUGAAAUAUAUCCCACAAUUGUCUAGAAAAGCCUUGAAACAUACCCAACAAAUAACGAAUGAAGAUUUGUGAAGGACAACUUUGUUUGAUUUCAGGGCACUAGCUGUGUGGCUGUAUGUCUCUGGGAUGCACAUUAUUCCCAAGAGGACUGUAUUCCAUUACCUGUGAGUAAAAGAGGUCGCUGUAUUUUAUCAAAAGGUCAACCAAUGUUUUUAAGGCACAACCUUUAGACGACCCUAGUAAUAUUCUGUUUAGUUUGGGCUAAAUUACAUUUUCCUCAUUUCGCUACAGUAAGCAGAUAGAGGGUCUGUAGCGAACACGUUUAUUAAAGGUAUAAGUUCAAGAUAUAGCGAUAAUUUUUCACUUGUGAACUUUCAUCCAAAAUCUACGUGGAAAGGAUACGGAUACUUAAAAUACUGUAUCUUCCACCUUGCACAGGUCAAUGAAGAGCUUUUAUCUGUUGGAAAGUUAGAAAGAUAUAAGAAGACAAUCCAGACGGCCUCGGCGGGAAAGUUAAUUUCCGAUGUAGUGCUUCAGACCCUGAACAAAGCAGAGCGAAAACAGGGGAUGACAGGUGACGCUUACUUGAUGGAAGAACAACACUACGAGGAGGCUAUGAACACUGUGUUUCACAACCUGAUGGUAGGAUGCAUCUAUUACACCAUGACACCUAUAUUAGUACCAGGGAGGGGGCCUGGUCACCCAGACCCUUAGAUAAGGGGGGAGGGGCCGUCUCCAAAAAAAAAUUUUUCGGCCCUUCGGGCCUCAGUUUGGUCUAAUAAUGACGGGGGGGGGUGGCGCCCCCCCCGGGCCCCUGUGCUGGAUCCGCCACUGAGUACUACUAUUUUGGUUUGACUUGACCUCUUUUUUUCGUUUACCUCUUUUUUUUUUGGUUAAGUGAGGUUAGUUCAAAUAGAAAACAGUAAACGCGUGAGCGUGUUGCUCAGUAGUAAACUAGUUUGACGGGUUAGGAACGAAGACUAGUGUAUGUGUGGUUUAGAUAGAUUGCCAAUCUUUCAAGUAUGAUCGUUCAGGUUCAUGAAGGUCUGAUAUGCUAUGCAUGCAUUGGUACAAAAUUUUACAUAAUGUAACGUCCAUCGUCAUCAUCGGCAUCAUACGAUUUAGUUCUUCCACGUUAUUCGUCCUUUGGUAGAGGUGGAAUCUCUCCUCUCUUCCUAGUUCGAAAUCCCUUGGACUGUCAGUCCCGUGCAUGUUUUUCGUUAGUCCACAUUUUUUUGGUCACGGCUGUUGUAUUUUUCUGCGGGCACGUUUCCAUUGUUUGAACCCUUCUUCUCCAUCAAUAGGUCUGUUCGUGUACAUUGUAUUUUCAUAAUGCCGUGCGUUUUUCUUACAAGUCAAGUCCAUCUGUCUCUAUUGGUUCCCACUCCUGUUCUGUCCUCCGGCACGUUUCCAUUGUUUGAACCCUUCUUCUCCAUCAAUAGGUCUGUUCGUGUACAUUGUAUUUUCAUAAUCCCGUGCGUUUUUUUACAAGUCAAGUCCAUCUGUCUCUAUUGGUUCCCACUCCUGUUCUUCCCUGCGGGCACAUUUCCAUUGUUUUAAUCCUUCUUCUCCAUCGAUAGGUCUGUUCGUGCACACUGUAUCUUCUCCCUAGUUUUUUGUUACUGUCCUUCGUUGGUUUAUAAAAUAUUUUUCAUUUCGAAAACUGGAUAUUCACACUCCUCGGACCCAUAAUUUUUCUUGGUUCAAACCAGUUACACUGAGUUAUUUUUCUAACUAGGACGAUGUUCUUUUGGAGAGUGGCAUGGGACCAAUGAUGUGAAACAAAAGGAGCCAUUAGUAAAUCAGUGGAGAAUAAAACAGCGUACCAAAUCAGUUAUUCCACUGUUGUGAAGUCCAUUGGAUUCAAUCCCCCACUAACUUUGGCUCUGUCUUCCUUGAAGUGGUUGUAACGAUCGCUUGAUACAGUACUAGACCUAGUAGCAGAAUUAGAGGACCUAAACUGUGCCACCUGGCAUUAACAUUGGCGACUCAGCUUCCUCAACGUCCGUUAUUUAUAUUAUUGUUAGUUACACUGUAUAGUAUGGUGUUAGUUAGGUACUACAAUGGUAAAAUGACUCCAGUUAUAGUCAGUUACUGGAGCUGAGGAUGCCCCAAUAAACCAGUCUAUAAUUCUGUUAAUUAAUUUGCCUGUUAACGUGCGGGAAACGUGUGCGAAAAUGUCACACGUGGUGUUGAUCACUCACAAAGUGCGGCGAUGGAAAGUCCAAGCAAAAUCGUGUCAAGGAUCCAAUGAAAUUGUGCAAAUAAUGAAAAUAUGCGGGGACGUUUUUGAAGCUGUUGAAAGCACUCACAGCACGUGGCUUUCACUGGCUCUUUAACCAGUGUUAAAUUACUGCUUUUCGUGAUACAAGCAGAGUUAGAAAAGUUUUUAUAUUUGCUGUUAUGAAACUUUUGUAUUUAUCAGUGUAAAUAUUAUACAGUUUUCACAAAGAC
Messenger RNA from Porites lobata, 19198 nucleotides. The record is from the annotation of a GenBank genome assembly. NCBI's taxonomy places the organism in Eukaryota, Metazoa, Cnidaria, Anthozoa, Scleractinia, Poritidae.